CCAUUCGCUUCACUCACCAUCUCACCUCAACUCUCCGAUCACAUCUCGAUUUUCCUCUUCUACACCAACACACACACUCGCUGCGCAAUUCGUUUUUGGGACAAGGAGUUCUGCAGCGGCAAAAUAUUAGCAGCGCAGAGCGAUGGAGAGCGUGGAUGAAAAUGGAGGAAGCCGCCUUGUGGUGACCGAGCUGGGCCACAUCAAGGAGCUGGUGAGGCAGCUCGGCGUCAACCUGGGAGGCUGUCCCGAGCACUGCAAGCGUCUGGCCGCCCAGAUCUUCGAUGUAACCGAGAGGUCCAUCGGCAUGAUCAUGUCCGGGCACUUCGACUGCCCGAAGCGCUCCGCCGCCGGCCUCGACUCGCCGCCCUUCUCCGCGACUCCCAGCCCCCUGAGCGACGUUUCGGGGAUGCCUUUCCAUACCAACAACAAGAAGAGGAAGAUAAUGGAGAAACGGAAGCAUCAGGUUAGGGUGAGCUCGGAGGUAGGAGGAGCAGAGACCCCAGUCGAUGACGGCCACAGCUGGAGGAAGUACGGCCAGAAGGACAUUCUUGGAGCCAAGCACCCAAGGGGGUACUACCGUUGCACGCACCGCAAAUCCCAGGGAUGCGCGGCGACGAAGCAGGUGCAGCGCGCCGACGAGGACCCGACUCUCUUCGACGUGAUCUACCACGGCGAGCACACGUGCAUUCAUAAGACGGUGGCGGCGUUAGCGGCGGGACACGCGGAGGAGAACCCGGGCGCGAGUAGGCUCCUGCAGAACCUGAGCACGAGCCUGACGGUGAACACCGAGGGGCUUACGGCGACGGCGGGUCACCAGGGCUGCAGCACCACCACGUCCUUCUGCUUCUCCUCGCAGGCGGCGCGCGUGCUGGCGCCGCAAGAGCACUACCCGUUCUCCAUGCCGUCAACGCCGGAGAACUGCUUUGGGCAAGGCGCGUCGCUGUCAACGUCCCUCGAACCCUCGCCGGUGACCUCGGACUCGAACCGCUUCUCCAUGACCCCGUUCCAGGCGGAGUGGAGGGCGCGGUCUGAGUUGGACGAGGUGGUGUCCGCGCUCGUGGCCGCGGGGGCGCCCGCCAUGGAGGAGACCCCCUUCUCGCUGGACGGGUUUGAGUUUGACGUUUCUGGCUUCUUUGCAUGAGAUGAUGGUAAAAAGGAUAACCAAAAGAAAAGCAGGAAAAAAAAAGACCUUUGAUAUUAGAGAUAUCACCCGCGAAGCUCUGGUUUUUGGUGAGCGCCAGAGGAAGAAUAACAAGAAACAAGUUCAUCUUGGGUCAGUGCAUGUGUGUUUGUGUAAGCUUUAGGAGAUGAGAUUAGUUCCUUUUCUUCAUAUUCUUUUCAUUUUCUUUAUUCGAGAGUUUUUUUCUUGUAAAUUCAGCUAGUAGUUCGCAAGUGUAUUGGCAAAAACAAAUUGUAAGCAAUGAAUAGUUCUUCACCUGA
Messenger RNA from Hordeum vulgare subsp. vulgare (domesticated barley), 1440 nucleotides. Its product is annotated as transcription factor WRKY19-like. Gene Ontology annotation, cellular component: nucleus. The transcript is spliced from 3 exons. Lineage: Eukaryota; Viridiplantae; Streptophyta; Magnoliopsida; Poales; Poaceae. Gene Ontology annotation, molecular function: DNA-binding transcription factor activity; transcription cis-regulatory region binding. Bases 143 to 1141 code for a protein of 332 amino acids. Gene Ontology annotation, biological process: regulation of DNA-templated transcription. The record is from RefSeq and is a predicted model, not a curated record.